UUUUUAUGCGAAGAGCAAAAGAAACAGUUUAGUUCACCAAGCGCGGACUCCUCUUUCCUCUCCAGUCUCUCCUCCAUCCCCCGAUUCCCAACUCCAGAACCUCUCCUCUCCUCGCCCUCCCACGGAAUCCCUGUUUUUAGCUAAGCCGCGACCAAAAAGGUGCGAUUUUUAACUAGUAGACCUCGUCCUCGGGGCGGCUUCCAAAGAUUCGAUUUAAGGCUGCGGCGGCGGCAGGCGAAAGCCCUCGCUUUUUCCCCUUUUAUCAGAAGAGGAGUUGACGAAGGCGGGGCCAAAGAGAGGCGGGCAGGGAGCGGUGGCGGGGAAUCUGAUGAUUCGCGGCUGUUCGUUGACCGUCUCCCUUCCUCGGAGGCCGUGACGGGCCCUCGUCGCUCGCCCCGAGAAGAGAUGAUGCGCAUCGGUGAGUAGAUAUCCCCGGUGGAGUUGGGGGGGGGGGAGGGGUGGGCGAGGGAUGAGGGCCGUCGGUGGUGAGGACGCGGAGGCGAUGGAGAGGGAAUUCGAGGCGAAGCUUCGCUUGCAGCAGCCGUUGCCGGGCGGGGUCGCCGGCGGCAAGGUGGUGCAGAAGACUAACAGCAUUGCCUUCAGGGCGCCGCAGGAGCAGUUCACCAUCAAGGAUUUCGAGCUGGGAAAGGUCUUUGGCGUCGGUUCCUACUCGCAGGUAGUCAGAGCAAAGAAGAAGGAUACAGGAAAUGUAUAUGCUUUGAAAAUUAUGGACAAGAAGUUCAUUGCAAAAGAAAAUAAAGUAUCCUAUGUAAAGAUGGAGCGUAUAGUACUUGAUCAAUUAGAUCAUCCUGGUAUAAUCAGGCUGUGUUUUACAUUCCAAGAUGCACACUCUCUUUACAUGGCACUUGAGUGUUGUGAAGGUGGGGAGCUAUUUGACCAAAUAACCAGGAAAGGAUAUCUAAGUGAGGAUGAGGCUCGCUUCUAUGCUGCUGAAGUUGUUGAUUCUUUAGAAUAUAUUCAUGGUGUAGGAUUAAUUCAUCGGGACAUCAAGCCAGAGAACUUACUACUCACCGCUGAUGGACACAUUAAAAUUGCUGAUUUUGGCAGUGUGAAGCCAACUAGGGAUAGCCAAAUGACAGUUCUUCCAAGUUCAUUAAAUGAAAAGACAUGUACUUUUGUUGGAACAGCUGCAUAUGUCCCUCCGGAAGUUCUUAAUUCUUGCCCAGCGACUUUUGCGAAUGACCUUUGGGCUCUUGGAUGCACCCUAUAUCAAAUGCUUUCUGGUUCAUCUCCCUUUAAAGAUGCCAGUGAAUGGCUAAUUUUCCAAAGAAUCAUAACAAGAGACCUCAAGUUUCCUGAGUUCUUUUCACAUGAAGCAAGAGAUCUUAUUGAUAAGUUAUUGGAUACAGAUCCCAGUAAAAGACCAGGUGCUGGACCUGAUGGCUAUGCUUCUGUCAAGAAGCAUCCUUUCUUCAAUGGAGUUGAUUGGAAACAAUUGCGAAAGGCACCAGCACCAAGACUUGCUCUGGAUCAUGAUAAUGGUGUGGAUUAUGACAGUCAAGAUGCCACAUGGAACCUCACACAUGUGGGUGGUGCGCCUUCAGCUCACCAACAUGUCAUACCGGACGGGAAUGCUGGUGCCACAUCAUCUUCGGAAACACAAUCUCAUAUCUCCAGGCUGGCUUCGAUCGACUCAUUCGACUCAAGAUGGCAAGAGUUUCUUGAGCCUGGAGAGGUGAUUGUUAUGAUCUCAAAGCUGAAGAAGCUUCAGAAGCUGACUAACAGGAAAGUGCAACUCAUUCUUACUGACAAGCCCAAAUUGCUUUGCAUGGAUCCCUCCAAAAUGACAGCCAAAGCAAACAUAAUCUGGUCCCACAGUCCCAGUGAGCUUAGCGUCCAAGUAGCGAACUCUUCACAUUUCAAGAUAUGCACGCACAAAAAAGUGAUAUCUUUCGAGGAUGCAAAACAGCGGGCAUGGCAGUGGAAGAAGGUAAUUGAAGGGCUUCAACAUCGUUGAAUCUGCUGCUGUAUCACAUCCUUCCGAAAGCAUGAUACUACUUCCAAAUUACAAGAUUAUUCCCAAAGGAUAAUAACAAUAUGAAAAUGGGUUCCGCAAUGCAAAGUUGCAGAAGGAUCCUGUGUUGGUGUAUCACCUUUUUCUUUUCAUUUUUAUAGAUCAAACGGAACCAUGAUAGAUCUAUACGAGUCGAUGUUUGCUCAUGGGACCAUGUCAGAUAGACUUACUACAAAAUUUACAGCCAUAGAGCUGUAUCAUUUUUAUUUUGCAUAUCAUUUUUUUCUAAUCCUAUUAAUUAAUGCUCGAGAAAACUGAUUUCUAAA
Messenger RNA from Musa acuminata AAA Group (dessert banana), 2301 nucleotides. Its product is annotated as 3-phosphoinositide-dependent protein kinase 2-like. Gene Ontology annotation, molecular function: ATP binding; protein serine/threonine kinase activity. The transcript has 11 exons. The record is from RefSeq and is a predicted model, not a curated record. Bases 470 to 1978 code for a protein of 502 amino acids. NCBI's taxonomy places the organism in Eukaryota, Viridiplantae, Streptophyta, Magnoliopsida, Zingiberales, Musaceae. Gene Ontology annotation, biological process: peptidyl-serine phosphorylation; intracellular signal transduction.